UGAGGUAGAAGAGCGGCAGGCAGGAGUGAGCUCUGUUAGCUCACAGUUAGCCCAUUGCCGCUGUGGUAAAGUAUUAUCUGUCAGCUAGCUGCUAGUAGCAGCUGCCAAAAGUGAGCUGUUCACAAAGCAGGAGACGAAACUUCAGUGACUUUGAGACUUUUUCCUGUGCCUACUGCUGGAUUAUACAUUUAUUGUGGAACUCUCAGGGGUUUGUUUACAUCAUGAAGUCGCAGAUGCUGGUACCAAGGUAGGGGAAGUGGCUAACGUUAGCUACACAGCUACUGGUUGAGAACCACAUCCAUAGCUGAGUGUGUUGAGACCGGCUCUGCCUCAGACUAAAGUACCGGUGGAAGCUGCUCUACACGGACUGGAACCGGGGCCUGUUUCCGACAGGCCGACCAGUGGUGGAGGAGGCCGGUGGAGGGGAGCGCUUUUCGUCUGGUGUGGGUUGUGACUACACCACGGAACAUUUGUGGAGUUUCGGAGGGUCUGGCCUCGGUGGGGACUCUUUAGUCCGCUAAGAUGAACAGGAACUGUGUGGAAAUGACCUCUGACGGGACGUGUCUGUGUCACAUCCGUCAGUUGUGAAUUACUGUGAAGUUUCAUAGUUUCACCAGGACAUAGACAGACCCUACUUUCAUGCUGUGAACAUGUCGAAAAUGCCUGCGAAGAAGAAAAGUUGUUUCCAGAUCACGAGUGUGACCCAAGCUCAGGUGGCGGCCAGUAGCAUCACAGACGACACCGAGAGUCUGGAGGACCCGGAUGAGUCCCGGACGGAGGACGUGUCUUCAGAAAUAUUUGACGUUUCCCGAGCCGACCAGGGUGUGUGUGAGCGGAGUUCAUCUGAGGAGACUUUAAACACCGGGGUAGAGCAGCAGGAGGUCCAGGCGGCCCCCACAGGUCCCACCAACGGGGGACCUGCAUCUAAAAGUACAGGCACUGGUCGGACCACCCCACAUAGUUUAGGAGGAAAUGUGCCUGUCCCAGGUCCAGCCUUUGUCCCCAGUCCAGUCCCCACUCUGUCCAGUAGUGUCUGUCCCACAGCUCCAGUCAGCAGCAGUUGUAGUUCCCGUUUCAGGGUGAUUAAGCUUGACCAUGGCACUGGAGAACCCUUCAGACGGGGCCGAUGGACAUGUACUGAUUUUUACGAGAGAGAUUCAGAUUCAAGUAGAACUGUGGACAGCAUUAAACCAAAUGUAAGUCAUGAUCCCACUGUGGAUGGGGACAGUGGGCUGGGGACCACCUGUAACUCUGUGGUUACUUCUAGUGCUUUUUCUGCACAGGCUGUGGACAACACUGUAGAAAGUGGACACUUAGUCACACAGCCCAACCCUUCAGAGCCUCUGCAACAAAGCUACAGGUUGAUUCCUCAAAUAGGGAGUGUAACAAGUGCCUUCCAGCCAACAGGGUAUGCAACGACAGCAUCACAGAAACCACAGGCCAACAUAAAGCAGCCUGUUGCUCCUCAGACUUUUAUGUCCAACAGUCUCAAUGGUGUCCAACAAGGUGCCGUGCAGCAGAAGUCUCCUGUUGUGCCUCCUGCCACACAGGCUCAGGAGUAUGCCUACUCUACUCAUACUAUUGGUUUGUCAUCUGGCCAGCAUUUUGGUUCAAGCACUCAGAACUUUCCUGUGACAUCUGUUUCUGUGGGGCCCCCGACCAGCCAGGGACCCUCCCCUCUAGUCACCUCUGCUGGUCCUGGAGGCCAAGGACGGGGCAUUUCUGCUCAGGUCGGGGAUGGAGCCUUAGCACCAGGUCUCCACUUGCAAGUGACCAAUCCCCCAGUUUUAGCCCCCAUCCUACCAGGAAGUGGCCAACAGCAGCCUGCCAGCCAGACCCAACCCUUAGGAGGCUUAAGUGUUGCUCCUGUACCUUGUGUCACCACCACCCACAGCAGUGUCCAGAAUGUGCCUGCCACAGUGCCCAGUACCAACAACAUCCCCAUGGGUUUGCCAAGUCUGAUGCCUGGUACGGUAGGACUUGUCCGGCCCCAGGGGGCCCACAGUGGGGCCACAACAGGUCAUCCCAGCGUCAGUAACCAGACAGAAGAUAGAGGGCAGAAGUCUGAUCUCCUACCUCAGUCCAGUGCUGGUGUGGUGCCAGGGAAAGACAGUGUAAAGCCUUUCAUCACUGAGCGUCUCACUCUGCCUGCUCCUGCUGUCAACACCCUGUUUGGCAUUCCCAUUAGCAUGGAUGGAGAUGACGACAGUUCAUCUGGUGCCAGUGUUGUUGCCAUCGAUAACAAGAUCGAACAGGCUAUGGACUUAGUGAAGAGUCAUCUGAUGUACGCUGUCCGCGAGGAGGUGGAGGUUCUGAAGGAGCAGAUCAAGGAGCUGUAUGAGAGAAACUCUGUUUUAGAGCGUGAGAACGCCGUUCUGAAAUCACUCGCCAACUCAGAGCAGCUGGGUCAGCUGUCCAAUCAGCUGAGUCAGAGCAGCAGCACGCCGUCACUGCUACAACAGCAGCAGCAACAACAUCCGGCUUCAACGAACAACAACAGCACCAGCCAUGCCCACUAUGAGGGUGUCCAGAGUGUCCCACACCAGCCCAACAUCACCUCAGCAUGAGGCCACACCCCCCAGACACAUGCAGACACGCCUCCCACAGACGGAGCAGAGGAUCUGAUUAGGACAGACACAGGAGGUCCUCUCCAUGGUGAAGGUCUUCUCAGCUCUUUGUUUCCUCUGCUCCAUUUAAAGACUGAUCGUCCUCAGAGCCCUGCUUCAGUGUGUGUGUGUGUGUGUGUGUGUGUGUGUGUGUGUGUGUGUGUGUGUGUGCGUGUGCGCGCGCGCUCCAUCCCCUGGCCUAUGCAUCAGGAGGACAUCUACCGCUGGACAGUCUUCUUCUGCUCCUGUGCCCCAGUAGAGGAGCGAACAGUGACCCAUAGCACAAUUUGCUGCUGUUGUGUAGGAGAUGGGGUCAAAGGUCACAGACAACUGGUUUUGUUGGGGCAAGUGCUGAACAGGGGGCAACACAGCUUUGCUAGGGGCCCGUGUAGCCCCACCCCCCACAUCGGUGAGGGCCGGAAAGCCCAGGGGGAGGGGAGGUGGGGCCUAAACCCCCAUGAAUGGAGGAGGCGGAGCAGGAGGUGGAGCAGGAGUCCAUCAUCCUCAGGCCCUGUGUUGUUUUCUGCAUCAGAAGAGUGUCGUUUAGUCGGAGCCUCCGUCCUUUAAUGAGUUUUUGUUUUCAUUAGUUCAGUUGUAGUAUUUGCAUUUAUUUAUUUCAGGGCUGCUAUUUUCAGAAUCUAAAAAUGAACAAUGU
Sphaeramia orbicularis (orbiculate cardinalfish) is the source of this 3261-nucleotide messenger RNA. Its product is annotated as TSC22 domain family protein 2-like. NCBI's taxonomy places the organism in Eukaryota, Metazoa, Chordata, Actinopteri, Kurtiformes, Apogonidae. The coding region runs from base 651 to 2567 and encodes 638 amino acids. Gene Ontology annotation, biological process: regulation of transcription by RNA polymerase II. The transcript has 3 exons. The record is from RefSeq and is a predicted model, not a curated record.